This is a messenger RNA of Raphanus sativus (radish), 865 nucleotides long. RefSeq names its product protein VASCULATURE COMPLEXITY AND CONNECTIVITY. Bases 188 to 682 code for a protein of 164 amino acids. The record is from RefSeq and is a predicted model, not a curated record. Lineage: Eukaryota; Viridiplantae; Streptophyta; Magnoliopsida; Brassicales; Brassicaceae. The transcript has 3 exons.
UUAUAUAUCAACCCAUUUGGUCACAAAAGAUAAAUUACUCAUUAGACUUUUCUAGUAUCCAUUCCCAUUUCCCACAUCAGACAACAUUUUCUCCCUCAGAGGGAAAGCAUCUCCUCUUCUUGAUUCACAUUUUGAACUCUAAACUUGUCAACCCAUCUCUACCGAAGCUGUAUCCUAGUUAUUAAAAAUGACGAAGAUAGGAGGUAUUCUCGUUUGUUUAGUCAUAGUGGGCUUAGAUAUAGCUGCUGCAAUCCUUGGCAUCCAAGCAGAAGUCGCUCAAAACCAGGUGAAGCACAUGAGGCUGUGGCUGUUUGAGUGCAGAGAGCCAAGCCAGGAUGCGUACAGGCUAGGUUUAGGCGCAGCCGCGGUACUGGUAAUGGCUCAUGUCCUGAUCAAUUUGAUUGGAGGCUGUCUCUGUAUUUGCUCUCAAGACGAGUUUCAGAGAUCUUCUUCCACUAAGCAAAUCUCCAUGGCUUGUCUCGUCCUCACUUGGAUCGUAUUCGCCGUUGGAUUUGGAGCUUUAGUGAUUGGGACGAUGUCCAACAACAAGUCAAGAUCCUCUUGUGGAUUCACACACCACCAUUUUCUCUCUAUUGGAGGGAUCUUGUGUUUUCUACAUGCCCUCUUUUGUGUCGCUUAUUACGUUUCUGCCACUGCGGCUAAAGACGAAGCUGCUAAGUGAUGGAUGAACAGAGGUGGGGUCCUUGUACUUGACUAUAAAUUCCAAUGGGUUGUGUAACAUUUUCAUAUCUAUUAACAAUUUGAAUCUUUUUCCCUUUUUAAUAUUUUUUCACUUAUUUCGAAGUCUCUUUUGUAAUUUGGAAAGUCGUGUCAUUUUGAAAAAAUAUGAAAGCUUUGCCCUUUA